This is a messenger RNA of Acanthochromis polyacanthus (spiny chromis), 2956 nucleotides long. Its product is annotated as G-protein coupled receptor family C group 6 member A. Gene Ontology annotation, molecular function: G protein-coupled receptor activity. NCBI's taxonomy places the organism in Eukaryota, Metazoa, Chordata, Actinopteri, Pomacentridae. Gene Ontology annotation, biological process: G protein-coupled receptor signaling pathway. The record is from RefSeq and is a predicted model, not a curated record. Gene Ontology annotation, cellular component: membrane. The transcript is spliced from 5 exons. Bases 1 to 2478 code for a protein of 825 amino acids.
AUGCUGGCAAUCAAUGGCUCUCUAGAGGUGAAGUGCAACUACACCGACUUCAGGCCGAGAGUCAAGGUUGUCAUAGGAGCCCGAUACUCCGAGGUGUCCAUCGCCGUGGCCAGAUUGCUGAAUGUUUUUUUUUUGUCUUCUCAGCUGAGCAGCUCAUCAUCUUCACCGCUCCUGAGUGAUAAGCAGCGCUUCCCAGUUUUCAUGCGUACUGUACCCAGUGAUAUACAUCAGACCAAAGCUCUGGCCAAAAUGAUGGCUUACUAUGAGUGGAACUGGGUUGGGGUUGUGUAUGGGGACGAUGACUAUGGCAAAGCAGCUUUCCAGAGCUUUCUUAGGGAUGCAGAGGCAAAUGAUGUUUGUGUGGCCUACCAGGAAGUGUUGCCUCAUGAUCUUGAUCAUUCCAACAGCGAGGAGCGUAUAAAACAGGUUGCCCAGAUGAUCCGCUCUUCCAAAGCCCAGGUAGUACUGCUAAUUCUCAAAUCAGCGCUCGUGAAGGCCCUCUUCAGGGAAAUGGUUAAGACCAACACAUCUAGGGUUUGGAUUUCCAGUGAUGCCUGGUCCAGGAGCUCAUCCGUUGCCCAAAUGGAGGACAUCAACAAGGUUGGGGACAUCUUGGGUUUUACCUUUGUUUCCUCCAGGAGUGAAUCGUUUGAUAAUUAUCUCAAGAAUCUUACAGUAACUCCAGGAGGAUACAACCACUUCAUUGAAACAUACAAGAACCUGAGAUUCAACUGCUCCUCAGAGUGUUUCUCAAGCAAUCCUCCAUCCUACUGUGCUGAUAUCUUGAGAUUUAAAUCUCGCAGUGCAUGCAAUUUCAGAGACCCCCAAGAGCAAAAUGAUGACUAUCUUGUGAAGGCGACUGAUACAAGCGAACCCUUCCUGCACAGAGUAUCUGUCUGGGCUGUGGCAAAUGCUCUCAAGAAGCUGCUAAAGUGCAACAGUUCCUCAUGCUCAGGGGACAUUAACUUUCCACCAUGGAAGCUGCUGAGAGAACUGAAAAACGUUACAUUUGAGUUCCAGAACCAAAUGUUCUUCUUUGAUGAACACGGUGACUUCGUAAAUGGUUAUGAUCUGGUGAGGUGGGAAAAGGAUGGUCUACGCAGAAGAAUUCAAAGAUUUGGGAGAUACCAUAUCCCUGAUGAAAAAAUAGAACUUGAUGUCAAAGAAACCACCUGGCUUUCAACAGAUAAUACAUCGACCCCUCAGUCCAGAUGCUCUGAGAGUUGUCCUCCUGGUUAUGUAAAGAAGAUCUUGAACAUGUCCUGCUGUUAUAACUGCACCAAGUGCGGGGAGGGGACCUAUUCAGAUGCUUGGGAUCUCCAUAACUGCAAGAAGUGUCCCAAUGGAACUUGGUCUCUGCAGGGUUGGACGAAAUGCGAGCCAAGAUCGGAGAUUUACCUGCGUUGGGUUGAUCCUCAUCCGAUCACCAUCAUAGCAGCUGCUGCCUUUGGCGUUUUGCUCUUAAUCAUCACUUUCAUUAUAUUUUUGGUGUACAGAAACUCCCUACCCAUGAAAAAAGCUGAGGUGAGAUUGUCCUGUGUGAUGAAGUUCGGUCUGGCGGUGAGCUUUGCGAGUGUGAUAUGCUUCAUGGGUGAGCCCAAUGUGCACCUCUGCCGGGCUCGCCAGGUCAUGUAUGCCAUGGGUUUCACUCUGUGCGUGUCCUGCAUCCUAGUUAAGGCCUAUCGUACCUUCCUGGCUUUCCUGCCCUUUGGUCGGAUCACAAACAGGCGACUACACAAACUUUACAAGCCACCCGUGAUUGUCAUUGUGUUGACAGCUCUCCAGGGGAUCAUCUGUCUUUUCUGGCUGAUCUUUGAUUCUCCCGAUAUUGAUGACAGGCCUCCAUCCCCACAAAGCAUGAACAAAAUGAUACAAUGUUCAGAAGGAAAGACAUACAUAGGUUUUGGGAUUAUGCUGAGCUACAUCGCUCUGCUAGCUUUGGUUGGUUUUCUUUUGGCUUUCAAGGGUAGGAAGGUUCCCCAGGAGUUCAGCGAAACAGGUUACAUAAUUUUUAGCAUGCUGAUGUACUUGUUUGUAUGGGUGUGUUUCAUCCCAGUCUAUAUUACCAGUACUGAAGAGAGCACUACUGUGCAGCCUUCAGCCAUUCUAGUAUCCAGCUAUGGCGUCAUUUUCUGUCAUUUCUUACCCAAGUGCUACGAAGCACUUUGGGGGUCAAAGACCGAUACACUAGAGAGUAUCCUGAGGAGAUGGCGAGUUAUCUCGGGUCCAAGUCUUGAUGCAAUGUCAGAAACAGACAAAGAUACCCCUACGAUGAAUACAGCGUCAGAAAACAGUACCAGGGCUUCGGUGUCAAGUAUUUCAACUGUACUGAGUAGCUCAGAGACACUACCAGUAGUCAGCCCUACUGAUACAGAAAUGGCCAUGAACCCUAUGUCUAAAGAAAAGAUUCUUCCCUAUCCACUGUUUAUUAGGCAAGUGACAAAACUAAGACACAGACGCAGGAGUCAAUCCUUUUGAAAGUGCUUCCAGGGGAAUUUAUUUUGUUCAGAUGUGCGUUUUGUUUUUUUUCAAUUGUUUAAGAGAUCAUUUGUUUAUGAAAUUCAUGUAAAUAUGUUUUCUACUGAAAACUAUUGUAUACUUCUAUAUGUAGAAGACUGAAGAUAAUUAAUUUGUUUUGCUUCCAGCACAAUGUUUUUGCUCAAUACUUGUUUGUGAAUUGUUUUAUAUGUGCACUGUUCUUCAUUCGUUUUAACACAAAGACGGCAGCUCAAGAGGUCAACAGGGUGACAACAAAGACUGUAGCUAUGCUUGAUCUGGCAUUCUUGGUUUAAAGGUGGUGGGAUGGUGUGAAUGUUGUGUAAAUAUAUCUUAUGCAGUCACAUUUUUUGAUGUAUUUAUUUUAUUUUUGUUAUGAAAUUAACUCUUUUUUUAUGUAACCGUGUGUUUGCCUAUUUUAAAUGAAUCAGUGCAAAUAUUGUAUCAUCAUUUUUCACAG